UAUGUCAUUAAAGCACAUGUCUAGUUAAUUCACACAAGGUUCACUUCCUAUAAAUAUGAGAUUUAAAACCUUUAGUAAAACGCAUACGCACUUUGACCUCCAAAAUGACUACAGUUGAUAAUAUAUCUUCAGCACGUACUCUCAUCACAAUAUUAAAGGUAACUGGCUUUUGGCACUGGCAUAAACCGGAAGAGAAAAGUGGAUCCAUAACAACGUUAGAACUAUGCUAUCGCUUUAUAGUACAUUUGCCUUUAACUUUUGUAUUCAUUUCAUUAAUGUGGACGGAAGUCUUAACAUCGAAGAGUUUAGAGGAAGCUGGGAAUGUGAUGUAUAUAACAAUGACCGAGACUGGAUUAUUAUGUAAAAUUUUUAAUAUAUGGCUUAUGGGUAAGGAGGCGUGGUCGUUUAUUGAUGAACUCAAAAAGAAUAAGCAACUUCAAAUGCGUACGGAUAGUGAAUGUAAACUAUGGCUUGAAGAACAUAGAAAAUUUAAAAGAGUGGCUUUCUCUUAUAUUAUUGGCAGUUUAGUAGUAGCUUACAUAGCCUUUAUAAGUGUACUUUUCUUAAGUAAAUAUGAAUUAGCCUAUGGCUACUAUGUACCAUUUGAAUGGAAGAAUCCUACAAAAUACUGGUAUGCCUACUUUUUCGAUAUGAUAGCGAUGUCCCUAAAUUGUCUCUCCAAUAUCACACUCGACAUGACUUACUGCUACUUUAUGUUUCACAUUGGCGCACUCUACAAGCUGAUAUCAUUUCGUUUGGCUGCAUUGGAACAGAUGAAGGAGGUGGAUGUAAUUAGGGAAUUGAAAAGUAUAUUUCGUCUACAUAAACAUACAAAACGUUUAACACUGGAGUGUCAACGGCUUGUGUCCGCCCCUGUACUUGCACAGAUUAUGUUAAGUGCUCUGACUUUAUGUUUUAGUGGUUAUCGUCUUAUACAUGUGAGUAUCUCAAUUCGGAUUAAAAUUUUUAUAAACAUGUUUAAUUUUUUAGGAGUUAUGGCUUUUCAGAUAUUUCUUUUCUGCUAUUACGCUAAUGAGAUUACUAUUAACGCCAAUCACUUGACUUGGAGUGCCUAUAAUACAAAUUGGCUGCACUAUUCGAAAUCAACGAAGAACUUGGUUUUUAUUUAUAUGGAGUUCUUGAAACAACCAGUGACUAUUAAAGUGGCUAAUCUCUUUGAUGUUGGUUUGCCUAUAUUUAGCAGAACCAUGAAUAAUGCUUACAGCUUGUUUGCAGUUCUAAUCAAGAUGAGCAAUUAAAAUUAAUUGGUUGAGCACAGUCACCCAGGCAUUUAAAUUGGAACGUACUAUAAAUCACAUAUAA
Messenger RNA from Teleopsis dalmanni, 1323 nucleotides. Its product is annotated as odorant receptor 94b-like. Gene Ontology annotation, molecular function: odorant binding; olfactory receptor activity. The transcript is spliced from 4 exons. The record is from RefSeq and is a predicted model, not a curated record. NCBI's taxonomy places the organism in Eukaryota, Metazoa, Arthropoda, Insecta, Diptera, Diopsidae. Gene Ontology annotation, cellular component: plasma membrane. The coding region runs from base 105 to 1259 and encodes 384 amino acids. Gene Ontology annotation, biological process: sensory perception of smell; detection of chemical stimulus involved in sensory perception of smell.